UCACGGUGUGACACCAGGCGGAAGCGAACGACGAAAACAAACCAGCGGCGUCAGCUUGACUGAUGUGUGGACUGAGGUGGAAGACGGUUGUGUUGUCGUUUCUCAGAUCAAUAUUUCAGCAGCUGCAGUUAGAAUGUCUUCGGCUGAGUUUAUUAUCGAGCAGGAAACAGACGAAGAAGAAAAACUCGGAGUCUCCGAACAAACCGCCGUCCAGGACGAGGACCGUCAGUGCAGACAGCUGGAUAACAUCUGGGAACCACAGAUACCGUUACACACAACGGAUGACCCACAGCACAUCUGUAAGGAGGAGGAGGAGUUUCUCUCUGACCAGCAGCCCUGUAACCAGCAGAGGAAUGGUCUGGACCAGGAGCACCCAGAGUCUCCACAGAUUAAAGAGGAACAGGAGAAUUUCUGCACCUAUUUGAACCAGAACUAUCCACACUCUCUACAAAUUAAGGCAGAACCAGAGGACCCCGAGCCUCCUGAGAUUAAAAAGGAGCAAGAGGAAUGCUGCAUAAAUCUGGACCAGAAGGAAUCAGAGACUCCCAAGACCAAAAAGGAACAGGUGGAACUCUGCACCAGUCUGGACCAGGAGGACCUGAAGCCUUUGCAGAUUAAAGAGGAACAGGAUGAUUUCUGCUCUAGUCAAGAGGAAGAACAGCUUGCACUUAAGCAGGAGAUAAACAUCUGUAUUGUGACUUCUGAUUAUGAGGAAAGUGAUCAUAGUGAACCAGAACCAAACCAUGACGAGCCCCUCUUUCACAACUCUCCUGUGGCUCAAAGUCCAGAUCAGGAAGGAAACAAGGUUGUAGAAUCAGAAUUAAGUAGAAGUUCACAACUCAAAACAAAGAAAAGAUAUCGUCGAAAUAGAAUUCACAGUGUGGACAACUCUUCCAUGUCAGAGUCUCAAUGUGAUACUCACGCAGGGAAAAUGUCUUUAAAAUGUGAUGUUUGUGAAAAAAGUUUUCCUUAUAAAUCCAAACUACUUAUACAUCAGAGGAGUCACACAGGUGAGAAACCAUAUGCCUGCAACAUGUGUGAGAAAAGAUUUAUAAACAUUGCAAAUUUGAAAAGGCAUGUGAUGAUUCACACGGGUGAAAAGCGGUAUUCGUGCAAUACAUGUGGGAAAAGAUUUAGUCAGAUAGAUGUAUUUAACAUUCACAUGAGAACGCACACAGGUGAAAAACCAUAUUCAUGCAACACCUGUGAGAAAAGAUUUAAUGGCAUCGGUAAUUUGAAAAGACAUAUGAUGAUCCACACAGGUGAGAAGCCGUAUGCCUGCAGCACAUGUGGGAAAAGAUUUCUCUGCACAUCAAAGUUAAAAGCACACCUGAUGAUUCACACAGGUGAGAAGCCAUAUGUUUGCAACACCUGUGGGACAAAAUUUACUGAGCGGUCAACCUUGAAUGGUCAUUUGAAAAUCCAUACAGGUGAGAAGCCGUAUUCUUGUCGCACCUGUGGGAAAAGAUUCAGUCGAAUGACGAACCUAAGAAGGCACCAAGGAGUUCAUACAGAUUGAAAUUUUUAUAUAGUAAGACAGAGCUUUCUGACUUUGUGAGCCCACACUGUGGGAAACCAAAUCACUACACUACAUGACAACAAAAUAUGGAAAAUAUAUCCUUUUUCUCCUGAACAGCAAAGAGCCCUCAGCUUUGUGUUUUACAUGUAGUCAGCUUAUUGUCUGUGUGGAUUAUCAUUCAUCCAGGUCUUGGUAAUCCUAGGAGCUUCAGUUAAAAAAAAACAAAAAAAAAACAAAACAAAAAGAACUUGACUUCAUCCUCAGCUGUUUGCUAAUGGGAGGGAAACCCGUGGAUUUUCAAUUGAAUCCACAUGUUUCAAUAAACAAAGGCAAAACAAAAAAGCACCACUUGGAGAUGACUUCUUUUGGUUCAUAUUGCUGUCAAAAUAACAGACUCUGGUUCAAACAUUGUAAUAAGAAUAUUCUUGGAAACCUGGAAAUUCUGUGAGCUGAGCAGUAAAAUUCCUUGAAAAGACA
Acanthochromis polyacanthus (spiny chromis) is the source of this 1996-nucleotide messenger RNA. RefSeq names its product zinc finger protein 391-like. Gene Ontology annotation, biological process: regulation of transcription by RNA polymerase II. Gene Ontology annotation, cellular component: nucleus. Lineage: Eukaryota; Metazoa; Chordata; Actinopteri; Pomacentridae. Bases 134 to 1519 code for a protein of 461 amino acids. The transcript is spliced from 2 exons. Gene Ontology annotation, molecular function: RNA polymerase II cis-regulatory region sequence-specific DNA binding; DNA-binding transcription factor activity, RNA polymerase II-specific. The record is from RefSeq and is a predicted model, not a curated record.